AUGCUCUGUUCGAGUAUGAAUGAUGAAACACGUAGAUGUCAAUGUCAAAAACAGUUCGAUUACGAUCAUGAUAGAAAACGAUGUCGUGGUGAUUAUCAUGCUCCAUGUGAAAGUAAUAUGGAUUGUCGAGCAAAUCUUGUGUGUAAUAAAACAAGUACACCGUCAUUUUGCUCAUGCGAAUCACAUUAUAAAUAUUAUCCAUCAGUACGUAAAUGUCGUGGUUAUCCAGGUGCAGUAUGUGAUCGAGCAACAGCUGAAUGUGUUGAUAAUGCGGAAUGUCGUGAUGAAGCAUGUGAAUGUUCACGUCAAUUUGUACCUGAUGAAAAUAAAAAAUUUGAUCCAUGUCCAGCACAAACACCAAAUCCUGCACGAAUUCGCUAUCCGGGUAACUGCCGGCGAUUCAUUGAUUGUCAACAAAAAUCGAAAACCGAAUGUCCAGAAAUGACAUUGUUCAAUUUACGUACUCAACUUUGUGACUAUCCUAGAAAUGUGUUCGAUUGUCGAUAA
Molecule: messenger RNA, 507 nt
Organism: Rotaria sp. Silwood1
Lineage: Eukaryota; Metazoa; Rotifera; Eurotatoria; Philodinida; Philodinidae
Source: the annotation of a GenBank genome assembly